AUGUUGCCAACAAGUCAGACACCACCGUUACCCUCACAACGAACGUUAAUACCAAUUAAUAUUGAAACAUUAGCUGGUACAUCAUUUGAAUUACUUGUUUCUCCAUAUGAACAAAUUCAAUCGAUAAAACGUAAAAUUGAAAGACGAGAAGGUAUACCUAUACCACAUCAACAUCUUAUAUGGAAAUCGAAUGAACUUGAAGAUGAAUCAUGUUUAAAUGAUCAUUGUAUUGAAGCCGGAACGACAAUAAAACUUGUUUUAGCUAUGCGUGGUGGACCUGUUAAUACAAAACGUGUACCGAUUGAAGAUAGUUUUAUACGAGAUAUGUCGGAAUAUAUUGAAAGUAGUCAAGACGAUUAUAGUACUGAUUUAUUACCAUCAUCGAAUAAAAACGUUACUUUUCUUGUUUUGCGUGAUGGUGAUCAAUUUAAUUUUUUUCAAGUUAUCGAUAGAGGUGAUGGUACUCUCUCACCUUUAUCUGGCUCUGUGAGUGCUGCAUCAAUGUAUAAUACACACGAAACGGUAGCUGUUGAAACUGACCGUCAGUAUGAUGAAAAACGACAAGCUGACGAUCGUAAAACAAAGCAAAAAAUGGAAUUAAUUCGAUCGAAAUUGAAGACACAUCCUAGAAAAGAUAUUCUUCUUCCACCUCGACCACCUUCUUCAUCGAAAAAAUCCAAAUCAAAUUUAAUUCAUCCUCACCAUCCACGUCGUAGUAUGCAUGUUGAUACAAAUUCAAAUCUAAGCGUUAACGGUGAUAAUUCAUCAGGUACUUCGUCAUUAGAACAGCAACAAUUACAAUUACAACUACAACUACAGCAGCAACAGCAACAGCAACAGCAACAGCAUCGACCUUUAUCUUAUUCAUUUCCUGCAAACUUUUUUAAUACAUAUAAUUUAUUAUCAUCAACCACAGCAGGUCUCAAUCGAAAUGAUCUUCUUCAUGAGGAAGAUAGCGAAGACGAUGAUGAUAGUCAUGAUGACGAUGACGAACAAAAGCCACCAAUACAGCAGCAAAUCUUUACGUCAAGAUCAUUUUCACCAUCAAUUUUCUAUACUAAAAAGCGUAAUAAUCACCAACAUAGUACAACAAAAAAAUUACUUAGUCAAGAAACAGCAACGACAACAACCACGACAACCUCAGCUAAUGAUGCAAGUAGUAAUGCUGUUUUAGUUGAUUAUAUUCAUCGUCGAUCGCCAGCAUUACCGAUGAUUCCAACGUCAUCACGUAUAUUAUCAGCAACAAAAUAUGUUAAUACAUCUGAACAACCACCAAUAAAUUCCAAUGAUAAAGUGCAUUCAACCAAUGAAAUUCUUUAUCAUCAUUCUCGUGCAUCACCUAUGCUUGAAUUAAAUGACGAUGAAAUUAUUUCACCAACAACUAUAACUCGAAAACAAACAGCUGAUAUACAAAGUCGUAAUGAAACAUCACUAAGUAAACCAUUGUGGACUGAUGAUGAUGAACAAAUAAAUGUAUCCGAUGAAUAUACAACUGGUGAACGUACAUCAACAAGCCAAUCAAUACUAUUUCGUCAUCAAAAUAGUUCAACAAGUACGACAGCUCAUACACCAAUGCCAACAUUACCUCUAGCUAACAAAAAAUCGUCAUUGCCAUCAACAACACAAAAAUUUUUUCAUCAUCAUCAACCUAUAAGUAAUGAACAACAACUAAAUAAACCAUCGCCAAGAUCAUUAGUACCAUUAUCAUUGUCAAAAAAUCGACAUAAAACAUCGAACAUAAAUUUAACAACAUCAACUCAACAACAAACAUUCAUUAGUUCAUCAAAUAAUUCUUCUAAUGAUCUAAUAAAUAAUGGAAAUACUAUCAGUACAAUUAAUAAUACUAAUGGCACCGAUUCUUUUAACGAACAUUUAAUGUUGAACAAACGAAUUGAAAUAUUAAAAACACCUGGAAAACAGCAAUCACCACAAUCAACUGCUCCAUCUCCAUCUUCAUCAUCGAAUACAAUUUAUCCGCCUCUACCACCACCACCUACUACGUCAAAGCGAAAUGUUCCACAAAAAGAAAUUAAGUCUGUUCCUACGACAACUACUGUACCGCCAUCAUCUUCCUCUCUUAUGCCAAUAGAUAGUACAAAAGUAACGAUCGAAACGAUUGGCCCAAAAACUGUAUCCGCACUACUACGACAAAAUGCAACUAUUGAACCAGUUGAUACUUCACGUGGUGUUGGAAAACAUCUUGUUUCACUACUAACAACUGCAUCAAAAGAAACGACUUCGAUAAAAACUGGAUAUAAACAAUCAUCUCGUGAUGCCAUCAUUGAAGAACGUUAUAAAUUGGACUCAAAAUUAAGUAAUCCGUGGUCCAACACAAUAAAUAAUAAUCUUCAAUCUAAUACCAUAACAAGUUACAAUUCAAAUAAAUUACCACCAGUUAUUAUCAAUCGUAAAUCAACCUCAAAGUGUUUUCUAUGCAAAAAGAAAACUGGAUUAGCUACAACAUAUCAAUGCAGAUGUGGAAGUUCAUUUUGCAGUGAGCAUCGAUAUCCUGAGGCGCAUGCAUGUGCAUUCGAUUAUAAAGCAGAAGGAAAACGUUUGAUCGAACGAAAUAAUCCGUUGAUAACUGCUCCAAAAUUACCCAAGAUCUGA
This is a messenger RNA of Rotaria socialis, 2610 nucleotides long. NCBI's taxonomy places the organism in Eukaryota, Metazoa, Rotifera, Eurotatoria, Philodinida, Philodinidae. The record is from the annotation of a GenBank genome assembly.